This is a messenger RNA of Pieris macdunnoughi, 894 nucleotides long. NCBI's taxonomy places the organism in Eukaryota, Metazoa, Arthropoda, Insecta, Lepidoptera, Pieridae. The record is from the annotation of a GenBank genome assembly.
AUGAUUGAUUACGCGCGCCCCUACGAUCCAAACAUGUGCGAGUAUUAUAUGCCUCCGUCGCCGGCGCCCGCGCGCCUUGAUGACUUUCAAGUCUUCAAAAAAGGAACCUGUACCUACGGGAACUAUUACAACACUUACGAUGUCCUCGCCGAACCUGAGGUCGAUACUGCGACUAACGUCUACCACAACCUCGUCAACCUCAGAGAUUCAUACCGCCCAGAAGAUUGGAGAUACAAAAGCGUCUUCGACUGGACAGCGGACGACACCGUGUCUUGGAUCUUUGAUUGCGUGAUUGCUAGUGGUUUUAGUGAAUACGAUGUACCGUUUUAUAACCUCAGAAUUCCCGGUAUCGAAAUCAGGAGUAUGGGACGGGAAGAUAUUCUUAGCAGAAUGUUGCAUUCCAGCAUAGAUCCAAACCUCUCGAGCAGAAUAGCUGAUGUGGUAUAUGAAAAGCUGCAAAGCCGUCUAAAUGAUGAAAUUUUACGGCAGUCUACGGUGUUUAAAUACGCUGACCCGUAUCAAAGUCAGGAACAAACAAUGUUAGAUUUGGAUUAUCACAAAAAUAAACUGUAUUCAGAUUACAAGCCCAAUGAUAGCAGUUUGUUACAACCGGCGGACUCUAGCGACGAUGCGGAAGAUUUGUUUGGUUCUUCAGCCGCCGCCUCUCCUGAAUGUGCAUAUGGUAGUGAUGGCAGUAAAUCAGGUGAUGAAGAUGAGAGGCGGUCGAAAUUAGUAAAGCGGCCCCCAGGUAGGCCAAAAGGAAGCGGCAAAAAGGGCGUGAAGAGACCGAGAAGCGUUUCAGUCCCGGAGUUCCUCAGAAAUUUGUUGUUCGAUGAGAGAUACUGCCCGUCUAUUAUAAAGUGGGAGGAUUACUCACAAGGAAAGUUCAGGUAA